Clonostachys byssicola is the source of this 1065-nucleotide messenger RNA. NCBI's taxonomy places the organism in Eukaryota, Fungi, Ascomycota, Sordariomycetes, Hypocreales, Bionectriaceae. The record is from the annotation of a GenBank genome assembly.
AUGUCGCAACUGCGGCCAUGGCGCGUGGCCUUGGCAGUGCCCUUGCUCUACAUCUCAUGUGCCUGUAUUGAGGCCUUUGCUGUCGACAAGCUAGUCGCCUUGCAAGAGCCAUAUCUUCAAUCCGGAAGGAUAGAAUGGACCGGUGGCGGUUCGAUUACGAUCAUGGAACGGUUCUGGCAUGUUGAAUUCCUUGAUGAGCUGUGGCGUCGCUUCACAGUCACAUUUGCUCCCUCCACCUUGGCAUUCGACCCCGUCAGCUCGUGGCAAGCAUUCAGUUUCCUCAAUGACCUGGGCCCUCUAUUUACCAUUUGGAUACUUGAAUCGUCUCGAGUAGGAAAUAGGCAUACUCCAGCAUGGAUACCAACAAUAUUCGCUUUUGCCGGCCAAGUACUGAGCUUGGGUGCGGUGGCGCCGCUCUUUUAUAUUCUUUGCAUCCGCUUUAGCCCAUCCUCAUCUGCGCUUGUCGCCGAGACUACGCCAGCUGGACAGCGCCGAAUCACCUCAUCGGACAGCUCACCACUCCUACUUCCCAUUCUCAUAUUCUUACAUACCUUCGAGCUCUUUUACGCCUUUGGGGCAACCCAGCUCUCUACCCGCCACUAUUGGACCUGGGCAUGGCAGAUGACGCCGCUCUUUGUCGGCCUUGCUAAUACCAGCCUGGCAUCCCUCAUUUCGCUGUCACCCUCCCUGUCUCGCCAGCUGAAGACCAUCUCAUCGCCUCAUGUGUUGCUGAGCGUCCCUGCUUCCAUUUCAGCCGGAAUCUGGAUAUACACUUUGAUUAUUUCUCCUUAUUCAAUAUCCACACUUUUCCUGCCACUCCUUGAGCCACAAGACGCCCUCGAGCCCCUUCUACGACGCGGAUUGCAAAUUGAUGAGCUCUGUGUUUUCGGUAGUUCAUUAUUAUGGAUAGGAUAUCACAUAGUUGACCUCUACCUGGAUGGCCAUGUUACAACUAGCGAGAUUUUCAACGUGAUUUCUCUCUAUCCUGUUAUCGCAGCACUUACUGGCCCUGGUGCAAGCCUAUCAUACCUGUGGUUAUGGAGAGAGUCAAAACUACAACGUUGA